AGAAAUUAUGUGGUAUGUUUAAAAUUUGUGUCUGAGAAUAAAUAUUUUAAAAUAUGCAUUUUAGGCUUGAAGUUGAAAAUGCCGAGUUAAAAGUUACAGUCAAGGAGCAAGCAGGCCAAAUUGAACAGCUUCAGAAAGACCUGUUAAGUUCAAGUUCGUGUGGUGAUGAAAAGGAAAACCUAAAGAAAUGUAUGGAGUUAAAACAGCCUUUGCAGUUCAGGUUGGAUCAAGAAGUGAAGAAAAAUGAGGAAUUGGAAAAAGAGAAUACUGGGCUUAAGAACCACUUAAUAAACAUGUUAAGAAGGAUAUUAAGUAAAUAUGAAAAUGGAGAGCUUCCUUUCUAUGGAGAUUUAAAAACCAGUCAAACGGAAAUGGAAAUUCAGAUUAAUAUGCUAAGACAGAAGAUUGGUGAUCUUAGAGCAAGAUUGGAAACUGAAUCUUCAAGAUGUAUAGACCUGGAUGCAAAAAAUCAAGUUCUUCAACAGGAGUUAUUAUCUAUGAAAGCAACAGAGAGGGAAUGUGAAAAACUAAAACAGAUUAAAAAGAACUUGGAAGAAAAAGUAGUAAACCUCAGAAGUCAUGCAGAAGUCAAUGUGGUACAAGGCAUUCAAGUAGAAAAGUAUUAUAAAUGGGAGAUUGACCAGAGAGUAAGAUUGAUUGUAGAAGAAAGAUUAAAAGAAGUCAAUCUAUUUUUACAGAGACAAGCAGCAUCUCAAGAAAACUUAGAGCAGUUAAGAGCAAGUCAUGAUGCUUCAAUAAGAAGUCAAGUGGCACUCAGAAUUAAAGAGCUGGAAUCUGAACUUCAAUCCCAAAUAAGAAAUUCUCAGGAACUUAAAAUAGAAUUGGAAAAGUACAGGCAACUCUACCUAGAAGAAUCAGAAAUGCGAAUGUCAUUGACAAAAAAACUGAGCAAGACUAAUGAGAGGCUGGCAGAUAUCACUACCAAAUAUCUGGUGGAGAGACAGCAGAACAGACCUUUCCACAGCACUCUUACUAUGGGACCAGUCUUGGAAGGGCCUUCUGUUGGAAAUUUGACUAGUAGUUUACUGCUGGAUAGAAAUGUUACUCCAAGAGAAAAUGUAAUGAUUCCUACCUCAAGGCCGCAGACUUCAGUUAGCAGCAUUGAAACUCACUUGUUCAAGAUGCAGCAGAUGUUGGAAGACAGUAUAAUCAGAGAACUAAAAGAAGUUGCUCAUGAUUGAGAAUCAGGAUUCUGUAGAUCUUCUCCUUUAGGACCUACUGACGAAUCAAAUGUAAAUCAAGAUCUAGUACUGCAAGCAUCACGAGAAUAUGUAGAGAUUUUGAAUAGAAAGUAUAUGAUCUGAAAGCUAUAUAGUAAAAGUUUAUUACCUAGAUGUUUAAUAUAACAUUUUAAUUGUUUCCCAGUAAAUAUCUGAUGUACAAAAAAUCUUUAUUAAAGGAAAUGUUGUUAUAUCGUG
Molecule: messenger RNA, 1439 nt
Organism: Canis lupus familiaris (dog)
Lineage: Eukaryota; Metazoa; Chordata; Mammalia; Carnivora; Canidae
Product: ankyrin repeat domain-containing protein 26-like
Exons: 8
Coding region: 54-1202 (382 amino acids)
Source: RefSeq, a predicted model, not a curated record